GUGAAAAUGAAAGUGAUGACGAUGAAGGAUAAUAAUAAAGAUGAUGAAGGACUUGUGCAGCAUCCGUACUUGUUCUUGUUGGUUGUAGGUAUAGCUUUUAUAGUGAUGGACCCAUUUGGAAUGAGUCCAAUAGGGGGGCAUGACUUUAAGCCAGUGAAGAAUGACAUUGCUCCCUUCAAGCAAGUGAUGGACAGGUGGCCCCGGGACAAUAGGAGCCGGCUGGGCUUGGGAAACUUGUUGUUCCAAGACCAAGUGUUUGGGCCCGAAUCUUUGGAGUUCGACGUGCACGGCCACGGUCCCUACACCGGUUUGGCUGACGGCAGGGUGGUCAGGUGGAUGGGUCAUCUUACUGGAGGAGGAUGGGAAACAUUUGCAUAUGUCACCAGAAAUUGGUCUCACGAGGUAUGUGCCAAUGGAGUUCACUCCAGCACCCAUAAGCAAUGGAAAAGCGAACCUAUUUGCGGUCGUCCCCUAGGGCUCAGGUUUGACACCAAAACCGGGGAUUUGUACAUUGCAGACUCUUACUACGGGAUUCUGGUGGUGGGUCCCGAAGGAGGCUUCGCCACUCCUGUCGUGACUCACGUGGAAGGUGGGGAGCCUAUAUUCUUUGCCAAUGAUCUUGAUAUACAUCAUAAUGGAUCCAUCUUCUUCACAGACACUAGCAAGAGAUACAACAGAGUGAAUCACUUCCUGAUUUUGUUGGAAGGAGAAGACACCGGCAGGCUGCUCAGGUAUGAUCCCCCAACCAGGACAGCCCACGUUGUGCUAGAUGGGUUGGCUUUUCCCAAUGGAGUUCAGUUGUCAAAGGAUAAAAGAUUUCUGGUGUUCACAGAGACCACAAACUGCAGGCUGAACAAGUUGUGGCUGGAAGGUCCAAAAAGUGGGAAAGUAGAGGUGGUGGCAGACCUGCCUGGAUUCCCAGACAAUGUGAGGUUGAAUGAAAGAGGAGAGUUCUGGGUGGCAAUAGACUGUUGCAGGACGCAGCUACAGGAGGUGCUAAUUCACAACCCAUGGAUGAGGAAAGUCUACUUCAGGCUACCCAUUCAGAUGCGCUACUUGGCCAGGUUCGCCGGCAUGAACAUGUACACUGUCAUCUCUCUCUUUGGGGAGGAAGGUCAAAUACUCGAUGUCCUUGAAGACAAUAAAGGCAAAGUUAUGAAGCUCGUCAGUGAAGUCAGACAACUCCAUGGCAAGCUCUGGAUCGGAACUGUAGCUCACAAUCACAUUGCCACCCUCUCUUACCCUUGAAA
This is a messenger RNA of Impatiens glandulifera, 1250 nucleotides long. Its product is annotated as protein STRICTOSIDINE SYNTHASE-LIKE 13. The coding region runs from base 7 to 1248 and encodes 413 amino acids. Lineage: Eukaryota; Viridiplantae; Streptophyta; Magnoliopsida; Ericales; Balsaminaceae. Gene Ontology annotation, molecular function: strictosidine synthase activity. The transcript has 2 exons. The record is from RefSeq and is a predicted model, not a curated record. Gene Ontology annotation, biological process: biosynthetic process.